Messenger RNA from Prorocentrum cordatum, 1191 nucleotides. NCBI's taxonomy places the organism in Eukaryota, Dinophyceae, Prorocentrales, Prorocentraceae. The record is from the annotation of a GenBank genome assembly.
AUGUCUGUCCGCGGGGUGAACUGCCCGCGGCUGCGGGAGGCGGCCCGGGAGGCCCGGGAGCAGCACCGGGCGCCGGCGGCGCGGCUGCCGCUCGCGGCCUGCCCGCCGCGCGGCGGGGGGCCCACGGCGGAGGAGCAGAGGAUCCCUUCGAUGUCAGCCAGUACCACGCUCAGCCCGACCAGCGCCACGCUCAGUCCGUCGUUCGCGCAGAGGUCUGGGAGCGUCCACAGCAGCCCGAAUAGGAAGGGGUGCGCCACGGUGAAUGCGGACAAGCUGUCUUCCAAUAUGAGCAGGGCCGAGAUGAUCAUGAAGGCCAUGGAGAAGACUGGGAUACGUGAGGACUCACACCAUCGCUUGUCGCAGUUCGCUGGCGACAAUCGGCAGAAGAGGAACAGGCUCAUGAGGCACGCGAAUACCAUGAAGAUGCGGAGCAACGAGGGCGAUAUCGGCGUCGUGGGCAGAGUGGUGAGGUCAAACUAUUUCGACUUUGCCAUCACGCUCGUCGUGCUCCUGAACGCGCUGAUCAUAGGUGCAGAAGUGCAGCACAACGCGGUCUCGGACGAAAGCACGGGGAUGUUCGAUACCCUUGAGUACGUCUGCGCGUUCGUUUUUUUUCUCGAGCUUUGCGUGCGCUUGCUUGUGCACCGCCUCAAGUUCUUCACCGACCCACUGGAGCGCUGGUGGAACAUGUUCGAUUUCUUCUUAGUGGGUCUGUCCUUGGUCGACGUGGCCCUCAGUUCUGGCCUGGCCACUGGCGGCACAUCUGGAUUGCCUGGGGCGUUCAUGGGCAAGCUCGCGAGGGUGAUGCGCCUGCUCCGCAUCACGCGCAUCGUCCGGGUGGUGAGGAGGCUGGCUCAGCUCCGAGUGAUGCUGAACAUGAUCAUUAAUUCUAUGAUAUCGCUCUUUUGGGUCAUGGUCAUCAUGUUGGGCAUGAUUUACGUGGUCUCCGUGAUCCUCACGCAAGGAGCCACCGACUACCUGAAGGAUCCCACAGCUCCUAAAGAAACAUCUGAGUACGCUCAGGUGCUGGGUAUGUACGGAUCGCUGUUCAACACGAUGUACACACUUUUCCAAUGCAUGUCUGGAGGGAUUAGCUGGGGCAUGGCGUCAGAGCCCAUGCGUGGCCCAGGUUGGUUGCUCGAGGCUAUCAUCAUUAGCUAUGUGUUCUUCAUGGGGUUAGCGGAUUGUUAA